AAGCGCCUUGAGGCGACUUUUGUUGUGAUUUGGCGCUAUAUAAAUAAAAUUGAAUUGAAUUGAAUUGAAUCAGAGAAGCUUCUGCUGUUCUGAGACCAAAUGAAGAAGCCUCUGUGACGAGAGGUGGAAGUCCAGCCUCCUCAGACUGCCAUGAGCGGGAUGACAGAACCUCCACAGACAUGUUUGUGCUGUUGUUAAUGUGUUAGAGCUGUUAAAGAUGAUGGUGGAGGUUUCAUGUUUGCGAGGGUGAUUUGUGGUCAGUGCGACCGUUGGGUUCUCGGUCGUGUUCCUGAUGAACAAAGUGCUUCAGUAGCUCCUCGGUUUCUGUCUGAAGCGUCCUCCUGGCUCCAAACAUCUUCCGCCCGCUGUGCCUGAACGCUCGCAGGUUCAGAAACACUUUCAGACGUCCUCAGCCUUUGUAUGUGUGUCUACGUGUGAAACUGAGGGUCGGUGUGGUUGCACUGGAAGGUGUACCAAGGAUGUCGGAGAGGUCGCAGUGGGAUUGCUGACAUCACCCUUCCUGUGAUGACCAAACGUCCCCUAGCUGUGGGCUUCAGGCCCGUGCAGCCGUGAAGGCUCGGACGCUUCCUCGUUUGCUUGGUGAUUUUCUUGAAACCCUGAAUGUGCCACCGUUUGCAGAAAACAUGGACCAGCUUCCUCUUCGGCUGUGAGUCAGAGCUGCUAGAAAGAUCAGGAAACCAGUCCUCAGCUGGGAACGUUUGACGUGUCCACCAUGGCUCGGGUCGCCCUCCUGUGUCUGCUCGCGUCCAUCGGUGUGACACAGCUGUUAGUGUCAGAGGUCACGGUGGUAUAAUCAGCACAGCUCUGAUGGUACGUCAUGUGACCUGUGUCCCUGCAGGGUGCUGCGUGGGUCAGAGGAUCCUGUCAGAAGGCUCUGUGCACGCAGGUGUCGGAAGCAAUGUGACGCUGAAAACUCCGAUUCACGACCUGCAGAGCUCGGCUCUGUUCUGGCACUUUAAUGACGGGAAGGAGAUUGUAAAUGUUGCCUCGGUGAGCUCCUCCACGCUCAGACUGAACACGUCCUACGAGGGCAGAGCGUGGAUUAAUCCAGCCAACGGCCACUUGACCCUGGGCGCGCUGACACUGCAGGACAGUGGGGAAUAUAUCAUCACCAUCGUAUACAAACACGGUCAGAGCGACAUUGCAAAGAUACGCCUCACGGUCUCAGGGACCCAGAACGGAGGAAAUCCACGCGCUCGCUCUUCACUCGUCACAUGUGGACGCUCGGUUUUCAGCACGUACGGCCAAACCGUGUCAGGACCAGGUGUGGCGGUCCCAGCUGCAACAAUGAAAUCUCCACCCACCGGCACCACCCCCAUGCCAGCUCUCCCUGAGCAGAUCACAGAUUACUUUGUGUCUCUGGUUGUGUGUGUGGUUGUGAUCGUCGUGCUGUCGGCUGGUUUCCUGCUGCUCCUCUACAGAUGGAUGGAGAACAGGAAAAACAGGAAUUCAGAUGGAAGACAGGUGGAGAUACCUGCGGCCCAGCAGAAGAACGGAGCUCCAGGAUCCACAUGUGAAGACUCCACCUACCAGACCAUGACUCCAGCCCCCACAGACCUGGACCACAUCUACUCCACCCUCACUGACAUGCAGUACAUGUCACAUGUGCGAUACAUUCAAACGGACACAAUUUCCUGCAAAUCACUAACAUCCCAGUAAAAUCCUGAAAUGUUUCCAUCACAAACUCAUCCACAGAUACGUUUGUGAUGUUUAUAAUUGUAUAACUAUAAACAUCAGUUAUAAUAUUAAUCGUUUUCAUGUUUUUUUAUUUGUGUAUGUUUGUUAUUACUUCAGUUUAUAAGCCCCGCCUCUCUGAGCUGUGGGUGUAAAUGAACGCUAACCCCCUAACUCUGACCACUCUCUUCUGUUGCUGCCGUCCCUACAGACGCUGUAUUUCACAUCACGUAUGUUAUAUGAUUGUCACUGAUCUAAUGACUCAAUAACUUUUGCUACAAUGUGAUUAAAGAGGCCACUUUGACCAGCUUUAGCAUUAAAAUGCUGUUUGGACGGGUAAAUAAGAUUACACUAUAUAGUGAGUUUUGGUAUCAAACAUAAUUAACCUUUGUACUGUAAAUUCUUUACAUGAUUUGAAUGGUUCCUGUUUACCUGUGUUUAAUAGUAAAAAGUCGUAUUGCUGCACACUUUGUCUGAUUCUUACUCCUGUGACUGUUGCUGGUCAGUACGAGCACUGAUGCUGGUGCUGGAUCUAUACUAGUGUGCUACGAUCACUUUCUUUCUGUCCUCUAAGUUCAGCAUGUAGCUCGCUGAACUGUGUUAAAUCAGUCAUUUCUUUGGAAAUAAAAAAUGUACGUCACACAUUCACUAUAAAAAUAUCUUUUUCA
Oreochromis niloticus (Nile tilapia) is the source of this 2363-nucleotide messenger RNA. RefSeq lists its product as uncharacterized. The record is from RefSeq and is a predicted model, not a curated record. Gene Ontology annotation, cellular component: dendrite; plasma membrane; axon. The transcript has 6 exons. Gene Ontology annotation, biological process: positive regulation of excitatory synapse assembly; filopodium assembly. The coding region runs from base 829 to 1680 and encodes 283 amino acids. Lineage: Eukaryota; Metazoa; Chordata; Actinopteri; Cichliformes; Cichlidae.